Molecule: messenger RNA, 480 nt
Organism: Prorocentrum cordatum
Lineage: Eukaryota; Dinophyceae; Prorocentrales; Prorocentraceae
Source: the annotation of a GenBank genome assembly
AUGAGCUUGUCUCGAGCGCUCAGCAGCGCUGCGGCCGCCGCGCCAAGCUCGCCCCUCGGCUGGUGGCACGAGUGCACCUGCAGGCCGGCCGCCGUCGAGCAGGGCCAGGGCCGCCUGUCUUUCGUCGAGCCCGAGGACGCCGAGCAGGGCCAGGGCCACCUGUCUUUCGUCGAGCCCGAGGACGCCGAGGAGUUGGACGACCUCGACGGGGGGCCUGCGGAGCACGCCCACGCGUCCUUCCUGCACAGCAGCAGCAUCCAGGGGCUCUGCCCUGCUGGAGCGGGCGAGGUCGCUCAAGGACGGCCUGCGCUCGAGCCUGCCGGCGGGGGAGGCCGUGCGGGGGGGCCUGCUCGGGGGCGCGGCGGGCCUGGGCGCCUCGGCGAGGGGCCUGUGGAGGAGGCUCCGGGGAGAUGGCGCGGAGGCGGCGGAGGGCUGCGGGGAGGAGGGCGGCGGCUGCGGGCCCGACUUCGUGGACGAUGA